GCUAGGAACGAGAGGGGCGGCGAUGGUACUUUUGGAUUCCUCGUUCAAGCACCAAGUAAAUCAACAUGGGUCGUAUGCAUUCCGGCGGAAAGGGUAUCAGCAAGUCUGCUCGCCCGUACAAGCGCACUCCUCCUUCGUGGCUCAAAGUGACGGCGGAAGACGUCGAAGACCACGUGUGCAAGUUCGCCAAGAAGGGGUUGACCCCGUCGCAAAUCGGUGUGAUCUUGCGUGACUCGCACGGCAUUGCCCAAGUCAAGUCCGUGACCGGCUCCAAGGUGUUGCGCAUCUUGAAGAAGAACGGUUUGGCUCCUGAAUUGCCGGAAGACUUGUACAUGUUGAUCAAGAAGGCCGUCGCCGUGCGCAAGCACUUGGACCGCAACCGUCAAGACAAGGACUCCAAGUUCCGCUUGAUUUUGAUCGAAUCCCGCAUCCAUCGCCUGGCUCGUUACUACCGCCAAAACCGCAAGUUGAGCCCCAACUGGAAGUACGAAUCCGCCACGGCCUCCACCUUGGUCGCAUAAGCGCUCCUAAUGCAUCGAGUGUGUCGAGGAAAUCUGGUGCAUAUUGAUAACACGAUGUAACGUGGAAGCAAUUGCACAACCAA
Aphanomyces astaci is the source of this 604-nucleotide messenger RNA. Its product is annotated as 40S ribosomal protein S13. Lineage: Eukaryota; Oomycota; Saprolegniomycetes; Saprolegniales; Verrucalvaceae. The coding region runs from base 66 to 521 and encodes 151 amino acids. The record is from RefSeq and is a predicted model, not a curated record. The transcript has 2 exons. Gene Ontology annotation, cellular component: ribosome; cytosolic small ribosomal subunit; nucleolus. Gene Ontology annotation, molecular function: structural constituent of ribosome; small ribosomal subunit rRNA binding. Gene Ontology annotation, biological process: translation.